Coturnix japonica (Japanese quail) is the source of this 2111-nucleotide messenger RNA. It is a transcript of the gene ALAS1, whose product is annotated as 5'-aminolevulinate synthase 1. Gene Ontology annotation, molecular function: pyridoxal phosphate binding; 5-aminolevulinate synthase activity. The record is from RefSeq and is a predicted model, not a curated record. Gene Ontology annotation, biological process: erythrocyte development; hemoglobin biosynthetic process; heme biosynthetic process. Lineage: Eukaryota; Metazoa; Chordata; Aves; Galliformes; Phasianidae. Gene Ontology annotation, cellular component: mitochondrial matrix; mitochondrion.
CGCUGGGCCGCAGUUCGCCUUCCGCCCGCCGUGAGGUGACAGCUGCGUGACGUCACUUCCGUCCGGCUGUAGCUGCGGCAGCGAGGAGGAGGAAGGCAGGAUGGAGGCGGUGGUUCGGCGCUGCCCGUUCCUGGCCCGGGUGUCUCAGGCCUUCCUGCAGAAAGCCGGCCCUUCCCUGCUCAUCUACGCCCAGCACUGCCCUAAAAUGAUGGAGGCGGUCCCACGAGGCCUCGCUACCUCCGCAGCCCGCGGGCAGCAGGCGGAGGAGACCCCUGAGGCCCAGCCGGAGGCCAAAAAAACCCAGCAGAACACAGAUGGGUCACAGCCUCCUGCUGGCCACCCACCUGCUGCUGCUGCUGGUCAGAACUCUGCCACUAAAUGCCCGUUCCUGGCAGCUCAGAUGAAUCACAAGAGCAGCAAUGUCUUCUGCAAAGCCAGCUUGGAACUGCAGGAGGAUGUGAAGGAAAUGCAGGUGGACAGGAAAGGUAAAGAAUUUGCCAAAAUACCAACUAAUUCCGUGGUGAGGAACACUGAGGCUGAGGGAGAAGAGCAGAGUGGCUUGCUCAAGAAGUUUAAGGAUAUUAUGCUGAAGCAAAGGCCUGAAAGUGUGUCUCAUCUGCUUCAGGAUAACUUGCCCAAAUCUGUAUCCACCUUCCAGUAUGAUCAGUUCUUUGAGAAAAAGAUAGAUGAAAAGAAGAAGGAUCAUACCUACAGAGUGUUCAAAACGGUGAACCGAAAGGCACAGAUCUUUCCCAUGGCAGAUGACUACUCUGACUCCCUGAUCACCAAGAAGGAGGUGUCUGUCUGGUGCAGCAAUGAUUACCUGGGCAUGAGUCGUCACCCUCGUGUGUGCGGAGCAGUGAUGGAUACACUGAAACAACAUGGUGCUGGAGCAGGAGGCACAAGAAAUAUUUCAGGAACAAGCAAAUUUCACGUUGACUUGGAAAAAGAACUGGCUGAUCUUCAUGGAAAAGAUGCAGCCUUGUUGUUCUCAUCUUGCUUUGUAGCCAAUGAUUCCACCCUCUUCACUCUUGCUAAAAUGCUGCCAGGUUGUGAGAUCUACUCUGAUUCUGGAAACCAUGCCUCCAUGAUCCAGGGCAUUCGAAACAGCAGGGUGCCGAAACACAUCUUUCGCCAUAACGAUGUCAACCAUCUUCGAGAGCUAUUGAAGAAGUCUGAUCCGUCUACCCCUAAAAUUGUUGCAUUUGAAACUGUGCAUUCUAUGGAUGGUGCUGUCUGCCCUCUGGAAGAGCUGUGUGACGUGGCUCACGAGCACGGGGCAAUCACUUUUGUGGAUGAAGUGCACGCUGUGGGGCUGUAUGGAGCUCGAGGUGGUGGGAUAGGGGACCGCGAUGGAGUCAUGCACAAGAUGGACAUCAUCUCUGGAACUCUUGGCAAGGCCUUUGGCUGUGUGGGUGGAUACAUCUCCAGUACAAGUGCUCUGAUAGACACUGUCCGUUCAUAUGCUGCUGGUUUCAUUUUCACUACAUCCCUGCCACCCAUGCUCCUGGCUGGUGCCCUCGAAUCUGUCCGAACUCUGAAAAGUGCUGAGGGACAAAUCUUGAGGCGCCAGCACCAACGCAAUGUGAAGCUUAUGAGACAGAUGCUGAUGGACGCAGGGCUUCCUGUAGUACACUGCCCAAGUCACAUCAUUCCAAUAAGGGUUGCAGAUGCUGCUAAAAAUACAGAGAUCUGUGACAAGCUGAUGAGCCAGCACAGCAUCUAUGUCCAAGCCAUCAACUACCCCACAGUUCCUCGUGGAGAAGAGCUGCUACGUAUUGCUCCUACACCUCACCACACCCCUCAGAUGAUGAGUUAUUUCCUUGAAAAGCUGCUGGCUACAUGGAAGGAUGUUGGGCUGGAGCUGAAGCCUCACUCAUCAGCUGAAUGCAACUUCUGCAGAAGACCUCUCCACUUCGAAGUGAUGAGUGAAAGGGAAAGAUCCUACUUCAGUGGCAUGAGCAAACUAGUAUCUGUCAGUGCAUGAAAGUAAUGGUGUUCAUCUUAUUCUUAUCUAGUUCUCAUAUCCAAUCAGUAGCAUUUUUAAAUUACUUAAUAAGCAUUUUAAUCAUAGUUAAAGCACUACGCUCUGAGAAUAAAUUUCUAGAGCC